Messenger RNA from Papaver somniferum (opium poppy), 1407 nucleotides. RefSeq lists its product as uncharacterized. The transcript has 2 exons. Lineage: Eukaryota; Viridiplantae; Streptophyta; Magnoliopsida; Ranunculales; Papaveraceae. The record is from RefSeq and is a predicted model, not a curated record. Bases 1 to 1407 code for a protein of 468 amino acids.
AUGAUAGAUAAAACUGCAGCCACCAAUAAAUUACCUUGGUUGGUAAUAGGUGACUUCAACUUUAUCCUUCAUGAUACUGAAAAAUUCAGUACAGAUCCAAUUGAUACCUCUGAAGAAGCUCUAUUCCAAAACAAGAUUUUUGAUCUUGACUUGAUUGAUCUUGGUUUUACUGGAUGUCCAUUCACUUGGUCAAACAAAAGAAGGGGUCAUGCUCUUACUGAACAGAGAUUAGAUAGAGUACUAGUUAUUGAUGAUUGGCUAUCCCUUUAUCCUAACACCACUAUCACCAAUAUGCUAGCCAUUGGGUCUGACCAUCACCCCGUCCUGCUGAACUCCAACCCACAUUGGAAAAAUGGAAAGAUUCCUUUCAAGUUCUUUGUCCCUUGGAUGGAUCAUGAAGACUGCAAGAAAAUUAUAGCUGAAUGUCGGAGCAAAUCUCUUUCUGGUUCCAGUGCUUUCACCAUUGCCAGAAGACUCAAAGAUAUAAAGCUCAAAAUCAGAGUAUGGAACAAGGAUGUAUAUGGCAACAUCAAGACUAAUAUUGAAGAAUGCAAACACUAUUUAAACUGGCUCCACAACAACUAUUUCAAAAUUGAUAGGGGUCAUGCACUAGCUGAUGCAAGGAAACAACUCAAAGCUUGGCAUGACAUAGAAGAAAAGUUUUGGAAAACCAAAAGCAGAGGUCAACUAAUAAAAUUGGGAGAUCAAAAUACAAUCUAUGUUCACAGAGCCACCAAGAAUAGAAUUAGAAGGAACAAGAUUGAUACAAUACAAGAUGAGAAGGGAGAUUGGAUUACUGACUAUCAAGAAGUCAAAAAUUGCUUCACUACGCACUUCUCCAACAUGGCCACUGCUGAACCUAUAAACAUCUCACCAGAAAUCAUCAAUCUCAUACCCACUACUAUAACAUCUGCUGACAACAAUCUGCUCAACAGACAACCUGAUCACAAUGAAAUAAAGUUCAUUCUCUUCAGCAUGGCUAGUGAAAAAGCUCCAGGUCCUGAUCGUUUCCCACCAAAUUUCUUCAAAACCAACUGGGAAAUAAUAGGAAAUGAGGUUUUCAAAAUGUCCUUAUCCAGAACUCUUAUCUAUGCUGAGGAGUUGGGCCUUAUCCAUGGCAUAAAGAUCUGCAAAGCUGCUCCUUCUAUCAACCACCUUCUUUUUGCUGAUGACUGCAUGAUCUUCUGCAAAGCCAACUUGCCUGAAGCUCAAAACACUAUGGAUAUCUUACAGAUCUUUGGAAGCUCCUAUGGGCAACUCAUUAACUAUACUAAAUAUGGAGUUUUCUUCAGCAAAAACACAAACCCAAGCCUUAUACCUCUAAUCAGCACCACUAUGGGUGUUCAAAUUCUUCAGUUGGAUGAUAAAUAUCUAGGUUCACCCCUUUCACACAUAGAAGCAAAAUGA